CCCACCUCUCGCUCGCCCACUGUCGCUCAGUUGCCUGUGGAGCUUGUUCGGAGAGAGACUGUGGAAGAGUGCACUCGAAGAAAAACUGGAUUCACAAGAUGUAAUUAUUUUGAUUACGACAUCAUAUAUGAAAAGGAGAGUGUUGAUAAUCAGUCAUACAUAAAAAAUAACAAAAACAUGUGCCCCAUAAUAUUAGAGGAAUUCAGAUAUUUGGCCACCGAGUUAAUUUGAACAUCACAACUGAUAUGAAAUCAUACAGUUUAAUAAGCUAAACACAAUGUUGCAAAGUGACUCAAAGAUGUUAACGACAGUGAUAACAGGUUUGGUGAUUUUCACCGUUGGACAAGCCUCGCCUCCUUUACUGGUAGCGCAAGUCUCUGACGUAUCAGUCCCUAAUGUCACAUCAGUACGGUUAACAACCCAGGAUGUACUCCCUACAACACCAGGGUUUUAUGCAUCCAGUGUUGAAGACUCGGUCUCACUGAAUGAAGCUAAUCACGCUGAUGUGAUUCCCGUCGUCCCUCUUUCGUCAGACGGAAUCUCUUCUGAAGAACCCGCGUGGGUCACGACUGACCCGCCCCGCCUGGGGGAGUCAGCCGUCAACUUUUCAACCGAUGUGCCUGAUCUCAACUUCGGCACUCGUUCACCCUUCAUCUCCGAAGAUAUAAGUACGACUUGGGAUCCUGAUAUAACUACAGAUGUAGUUACGACUGUCAGUGAUGAGACAAGAGAUACCAUGACGAAGGAGGCAGUGGAAGGCGUCAGGAAGCGAGGGACAGUCGUCAACUGCUUCUGCGACGCCGACGAAGUUUAUGUCGAUGGCGUGUGUCAUCCAUAUCCUGAGGGAACUGUGGUCCACAUGCGGAAAGAAAAGAACAAUCCUAGAAUUGUCCUGAGACCCAUGGCAGAGAGGCAAGUGAUAAUAAAAGACCUGGAGUGCGACACAGAAAAUGGAGUCAUGAUGCUUAACUUCUCAAGAGGACAGUUUCGACUAAGAGACCGCGGUGACAUCGUGCUAUCGGAAGAAGCUGGGGAAUACGCCGGUCUCCGCAUCGAGCUUACUGCAUUAAUCACUCAUUGGAUGAAUAUAGAAAACUCACCUGACCGUAAAGGUCUGCGUGGACCCGCCAAAUAUACCACGAUGCUGCCCACAGGCCAAGCCAUGAAGGACAAUGUGUGUCGCCGCUGGAUCAAAUUAUAUGCUGACUUUUCCUUUACCGCCAAAUUGCCUAAGGCAAUGGACAGUAAUUCAAUGCCCACCCACCAAGCGAAUACAGGAGCUUACAAUGGAGCUCCUCCUCCGAAGACUCAGGAAGGCACAGAGAUCGGCCCUCCUACCCAAGGGUCAAAGCCCACAAGGCUUCCAGAGGUAGAAGAGUGCUGCGGGUCGAAAGUGGGGGCUGACUACGCCCUCUACUGUUUUCUGCACGUGACCUCAAGAUCAAAGUACUGA
Penaeus monodon (black tiger shrimp) is the source of this 1453-nucleotide messenger RNA. RefSeq lists its product as uncharacterized. NCBI's taxonomy places the organism in Eukaryota, Metazoa, Arthropoda, Malacostraca, Decapoda, Penaeidae. The record is from RefSeq and is a predicted model, not a curated record. The transcript has 3 exons. Bases 278 to 1453 code for a protein of 391 amino acids.